Messenger RNA from Chanos chanos (milkfish), 1021 nucleotides. It is a transcript of the gene id1, whose product is annotated as inhibitor of DNA binding 1, HLH protein. Gene Ontology annotation, biological process: cell differentiation; negative regulation of transcription by RNA polymerase II; circadian regulation of gene expression. Bases 118 to 513 code for a protein of 131 amino acids. The record is from RefSeq and is a predicted model, not a curated record. Gene Ontology annotation, molecular function: protein dimerization activity; transcription regulator activity. Gene Ontology annotation, cellular component: cytoplasm; nucleus. Lineage: Eukaryota; Metazoa; Chordata; Actinopteri; Gonorynchiformes; Chanidae. The transcript has 2 exons.
ACAUCAGGACUCUUAAGAGAAGACGAAGUCUCGAGUUUCUCUCUUGAACUCAGAAAGCUUCUGGCGAACUAUUUUUUUUUUCUACAUCGUGAUUCCUUAACCUUCAGUUGAGUCAGAAUGAAAGUUGUCGGACCUACCUGUGCGCUCAAGAACAAGGGAGGAGAGGACGUCGUACGAUGUCUCUCUGAUCAAAGCCUAACCAUCUCCAAGUGUAAAAUCCCACUUUUGGAUGAGCAGAUGAGCAUGUUCUUGCAGGACAUGAACAGCUGCUACAGCAAACUUAAGGAGCUGGUGCCUACAUUACCCACGAACAAAAAGGCGAGCAAGGUCGAAAUCCUGCAGCACGUUAUUGACUACAUCUGGGAUCUGCAGGUUGAACUGGAUGAGCCAGGGAAGAAAACCCAGCAUCCAACGAACAGUGCGCCUCGUACUCCCCUCACCACUCUAAACGCAGAGCUUGCUAGCAUCACUGUUGAGAAUGGCUGUUCGGAUGAUCGCAUCAUGUGCCGUUAAAAGUUGAAGUUCCAGGCCCUCGAGCCGUCAACAGCAAGCGAGCAUAACGAAGAACGAACAAGGUUCAAGGGAAUGUUGUAUUGUACAAGUCACCCAGAGAAACCUUGAACUAAUGUAGGGAAAUUUUUUAAGUCCCAAGUAGCGGAGGAGACUUUCGACUGUGACCCAGAAAACAUGAGGACAUUCCUAAACCAAAUUUAACUGUAAUCCCUCUGCUUGUGGUUACGGGAUGAAAACUCGUAGACUAUAGGCCACCUACAUCAAUCAAUUCAGUCCCCCGGGCAACUUAAGUUUUGUUUUUUUUUUCUAAGAGGUCAUUAUGUUUCUCCUAUGUUUUGUAUUAUGCCAUACUUGUAGAAAAGUUUAUUUUGUUAUAAAUGUCAAUUUCUCAGAUUACUGAGCGAAAGAAUGUAUUGUAUAUUACAAUGACAUACAAUGUGAACAUCAUAUUGUUUUUUUACAAUGUCUUUAAUUUGUGUUUUUUAUUAAAACAAGAAAUUUAUUGGUA